AUGACACUUUCUUUUGAGUUAUUGAAUUUGAGACCAACGCCUCUAAGAUUUGAUAUCUGGCCUUUUGUCAUUGGUUAUAUUGCUCUGUACUCUUGGUGGAGUACAUUAGAUGAAGAGGCCCCUGUCGAAACAAAUAAUAUAAUGGAUAAAAUAAAUAAGGCAACAUUCUAAGGAGCUGAGAUUUAUAAUGAUGAAGUAUAUUAUGAGUCAAUGGAAAAUAUUUACGCUAGAUUAACUUUUAUCGGAUUGGUGUUUUUUCAUUCAUUAACAUACAUGAGUUCAUUUUGGUCUGUGUCGAUGAAAUCUAAAAUUAGAUAUUUUUCAGGAGGGAUCAAACUCAGCUAAGAGAAUGUUAGAAAUUACAAAUAUUGCAAAGUCUAAUUCGCUAAACAACAGAAAUCCUACAGCGAAAUUGUAGCAAUACAAUCUGAUUCAUCUAAUAAAUUCUGGAUCUAAUUUAUGGAAAACAAAUAUUUUUAUGACUAGACAAAAGAAUCGUUUACCAGAUAAAAACCAAAUGUUAAAUUUAACCUUCAGAAUUUGGAAAGUCUUGAGAAGUUAGAGGAAUAUGAAAAGAAUUCCUUACUUAUCCCAAUGAAAAAAUUCAACGAAGUAUUAAAGGAUUAAUUAAUGGAACCCUUCUCAUUCUUUCAGAUAUUUAGUGUAUCCCUAUGGUUAUUGGAUGAAAGCAGGAUAUAUGCUCUAUUUACUCUAUCAAUGCUCUUUUUCACAUCCUGUACUGUGGUCAUAUAAAGAAUGAAAACUAUGUUGACUCUUAGAUAAAUGAAAUUGAAUCCACAAUUGAUUACAGUCUACCGCAAAAACUAAUGGACUAAAAUUUCCUCUGAAUUACUUGUUCCUGGAGAUGUAGUCAUAUUAUAAACUGCAGAGUAAAUCAAACCUGCUGCUAAGGACAAUAAUAAUGAUGAUGAACAGUUUUUAAGAUAGCAGAUUCCCUUUUCAAAGCAUUUGCCGCCUAAAUUGUUUUAAGUAGAAACCAUGAAUGUUGAUUCUUACAAGAAUGUACCAUGUGAUAUUCUAUUAUUAAAUGGUUAAGUAGUAGUUAAUGAGUCCAUGUUGACAGGAGAGAGUGUUCCAUAAGUUAAGGAGGGAAUCAAUAAAAAUUAAAAUGAACACUUGGACAUCAAAAAUAAGCACAAAUAAAAUGUAAUAUUUUGUGGAACUGAAAUCAUACAAUUAUAAGGGAAUGCACAAUAUCCAUCUUAUAUCAAUAAUGCUUAAAAUUAGUCUCAUUGUUUGGGCUUGGUGUUAAGAACAGGCUUUGAUACUGCAAAAGGGAAGUUGAUUAAGACUGUCUUCUACAAUAAUGAAAAUGCAAAUGCUAAAUAAACAGAUGGACUAUUUAUAGUGGUAGUCUUACUCAUCUUUGCCUUAUGUGCCAGCGCAUAUGUCUUGAUGAAUGGACUUUAAGAAGAAUCCAGAAACAAAAAUAAACUAUUUAUUAGAUGUAUAUUGAUUGUAACUACUGUUGUUCCACCUGAACUGCCAAUGAUUUUAUCAAUAGCUGUGAAUUAAUCUUUAAUGAUGUUGUAACUGAGAAAAAUCUUUUGUACAGAACCUUUCAGAAUUCCAUUGGCUGGAAAGGUAGAGGUUUUGGCUUUUGAUAAAACUGGUACCUUGACUAAUGAUACUUUGUUAUUUACUGGAAUUGUAGAUAAUUGUGUUAAUAGAGGAACAAAGUCAAAAAGCGAUUGUUCCUUGUAUUGCUAACAAAUCUUGGCUGGUUGUAAUCAAUUAAUAUAUGCUGAUAAUAAAUUGCAAGGUGAUCCUAUCGAACUCUUAUUUUUUUAACAAAAUAAUCCAUGGAGUAUUUAAACCUAACAAAAGUAUGCUUAAAAUAAGGAUUUAGGCAUUUUCCUUUAUUAAAAACAAGUAUUCUCCUUCAAGAGUGAUUUAAAGAGAAUGAGCACUGUAGUCUAGGUUGAUUAGAAAGGUCAAAGACAUUAUAGAAUAUUAGUUAAAGGUGCUCCUGAAGCAUUAUAAUCGCUAUUCUAAGAAGUCCCAGAUGAGUAUGAAUACUGUUAUUAACACUAUUCGAAUUUAGGAUACAGAGUACUGUGUUUGGCGGAUAGAGAGAUUGAGGAAUAUGAAAAUCAAGAAAGAGAGGAAUUAGAAAAGAAUUUAGUGUUCCGUGGAUUCCUAAUUUGCGAAUCCCCUUUGAAGCCUGACACUCAAUAAUGGAUUAAAAAAUUCAAAUCAAGUUAUUUUCAACCCAUCAUUAUUACAGGAGAUAAUUUACUUACUGCAAUAGCAGUUGGUAAAUAAUUAUAAUUACAUGAUAACAAAAAGACAUAUAUCCUAGAUUAUCAGGAUAAUAAUUAUGUAUUAGUUGAACAUGGCAAUAAGAAUAUAAAAGUGUUGAGCAAUGUAGAAAAGGAACUUACAAAAACAGAAGGAAUGUUGUGUAUUUCAUCAUCAAUUAUGGUAAAAUUAGAAGAAUAGCAUUUAAUCAAACUGAUAAUACAUUUCAGUAUCUUUGCAAGAAUGUCACCAAAAUAAAAAGAAACUAUCGUUAUUUAGUUCAAAAAGCAAGGUAAAGGUGUGUUGAUGUGCGGAGAUGGCACAAAUGAUGUUGGAGCAUUAAAAAAGGCUGACGUUGGAAUUGCCUUAGUUACCAAUUAGGGAGAGUAAUAGGAAGAGAUAGAUGAAGAAGAGGAGGAGAGAGUGGCUAAUUUAUCAUUUACAGAUCAAUUAUAGUAAGUUAAAAAAUAGUAGAUGGAGAUAUAAAAGUAAAUGAAUGAAGCCAAAGGAGAUAAGGAGAAGAUGAAGAAUAUUGCUAAUUAACAUCUGCAACAAUAGGCCGCUGGGUUGUUUGAUAUGGGACCAAGUUAUAAGUUUGGUGAUGCUUGUAUUGCUGCUCCUUUUACAUCAAAAAUGUCUACGAGCAUUAGAUGUGUUCAUACUAUUGUCAAAUAGGGAGUCUGUACUUUAGUGACUACAAUUUAAACUUAUAAGAUUAUGGCCUUAUAAAGUGUAUUAAACGCAUAUUCUUUAAGUGCCUUACAUAUGCAAUCAUUGAAAAUGAGUGAAACUCAAAUGACUCUAAUGGGAAUCUUAGGAGCUGCUUAUUAUUUCUGCUAUUCUUCAGCUAAAGCUUAAAGGAAUUUAUCAAAAGUAAAACCAAGCUUUUCCAUUUUUGAAUUUUCCUUUUUCAUUUCAUUGACACUCCAAAUCGUAUUGCACGUAUGGUCUAUGCACUUUGCUAUACAUCAUAUAGCUAUGCCAAAUAUGACUAUUGAAGAAAAGGAAAUUAAAAAUGAACUUGAAUUUAAGCCUACCUUUUUGAAUACAACAGUGUUUCUACUGCAGUUAUUACAACAAAGUUGUAUAUUUUUAUUCAAUCAUCCUGGAGAACCACAUAUGCAAAAGAUUGAUGUGCGUUCUAAAUUUUUCAAAAGCUUGUUUGUUCCUCUUAUCUUGUGUAUAAUAUCAGCAUUUAACUACAGUGACAUUUUGAAUUCUUAUCUUGAACUAACAUUCCCUCAAAAUCAAGAGGUAAGUUUACAAUUGACUUUGCUUUGCAUAUUUGUCACAGCAGCAAAUUGGGUAAUUGAGAAAGGAACCAAGACCUUAAAAUACAAAAAAUGGUAUGGAUUUAUAUGAUAACGAGUUUGCAUAAAUAUUUUAAUUACAAGAUAUAUAUUAA
This is a messenger RNA of Paramecium tetraurelia, 3667 nucleotides long. RefSeq lists its product as uncharacterized. Gene Ontology annotation, cellular component: endoplasmic reticulum membrane. The record is from RefSeq and is a predicted model, not a curated record. Gene Ontology annotation, biological process: intracellular calcium ion homeostasis. Gene Ontology annotation, molecular function: ATP hydrolysis activity; P-type ion transporter activity; ATP binding. The transcript is spliced from 3 exons. Lineage: Eukaryota; Ciliophora; Oligohymenophorea; Peniculida; Parameciidae.